AUGGCCGCUCAAACAUCCCCCGCGGCAGCCUCACGGAGGCUUUUUGCUCCGCUUAAGGGCUACACAGCUCAGGGCCGGCCGUCUGCACCCGCCCCGGCUCCUGGCCAGCAGAAGCACCGCCCGCGAGUCCUGAAGGGUGUGGUGUUCGAUGUUGACGGCACUCUCUGCAUUCCCCAGAACUACAUGUUUGGCGAGAUGCGUGCGGUCCUCGGCAUCGACAAGUCCAUAGACAUUCUUGACCACAUCUACUCCUUGCCCACUGAGGACCAGCAAAAGGAGGCCAUGGAACGAGUGCGAGUCGUUGAGCGCCGUGCCAUGGCCCUGCAGCAGGCCCAACCAGGCCUGCCAGAGCUCAUGGCUUACCUGGAUUCGCGCGGUAUCCCCAAGGCCAUCUGCACCCGCAACUUUGAGCAGCCCGUGAAACAUCUGCUGGGAAAGUUCCUUGACGGCCACACUUUCGAGCCCAUUGUCACGCGCGACUUUCGCCCGCCCAAGCCCGAUCCUGCAGGCAUCCUUCAUAUCGCCCGCAGCUGGGGACUGACACGCUCUGGAGCAGCUGAGGACGCCGCAUCCCGCGUCUCGGACGAGGACACGGUCGAUCCCGCCGUCCUUCUGGCUGAGAAAAAGGAGGAGGCCAUCGAGCAGGCCGCGUCCGCUUCUGCGCCUACGGCAGCAGUUCUUGAGGCCGAUGCCUCCAGUCUCAUCAUGGUCGGCGACUCCAUCGACGACAUGACGGCGGGACGCAGAGCCGGCGCAGCAACAGUUCUGUUGGUAAACGACGUAAACCGACAUCUGGCUGAGCAUGCUCACACAGAUAUGGUGAUCGCACGCCUGGACGAUCUCAUCGAUGUGCUCGAGAAAGGCUUCGUCGGCCGGGAAAUGUCACACCUUGAAUCAUAG
Molecule: messenger RNA, 900 nt
Organism: Grosmannia clavigera kw1407
Lineage: Eukaryota; Fungi; Ascomycota; Sordariomycetes; Ophiostomatales; Ophiostomataceae
Product: HAD superfamily hydrolase
Exons: 2
Coding region: 1-900 (299 amino acids)
Source: RefSeq, a predicted model, not a curated record